AUGGCCUCGCCAAGAUGCUUCUUCCUAGACCUACCUUGCGAGAUUCGUCUCGACAUCUAUGCCCUUCUCCUUGUCCUCCACACUCCCCUGGAUAAAGUCAGCCCAUCCUCACCGCAAACAUGGCUCCAUCCCGCAAUCCUCUCCGUCAACCGGCAAAUCCACGCAGAGGGGACGCCCAUACUCUAUGGCAACAACAUAUUCCUCGCGCACGCCAAACUCCUCGCCUCCUUCCCGCGCCUGCGGCCAUGGUACCCGCCUGUCCGGGAGCGCUCCGUGCUCCCGCGCAUCCGCCGCUUCCAUAUCCGGCUGCGACUGGACUGCGACCUGGCGUUCGAUGCUGCGGCCGCGACGGCGGCGUUCAGCGGCGUGGACGAGCUUGUCGUUGAGGUGUGGCAGGCUGCCUUCCAGAGUGCGGAUCAUGGUGCGCUGCGGGUGUUUGAGGGAGUCCGGGAUGUCAAGACUGUCAGGGUCUAUGGGAGCAUCACGGGAUUUGAGGACUACGUGGGCUGGCUUGAGGGCGUGAUGCUCUACGACGGUGAAAUCGAAGACGACAAAGACGCUGGUCCUGUCGGGACGAUGCCGUCUUAA
This is a messenger RNA of Colletotrichum phormii, 588 nucleotides long. RefSeq lists its product as uncharacterized. NCBI's taxonomy places the organism in Eukaryota, Fungi, Ascomycota, Sordariomycetes, Glomerellales, Glomerellaceae. The transcript has a single exon. The record is from RefSeq and is a predicted model, not a curated record. Bases 1 to 588 code for a protein of 195 amino acids.